Ruditapes philippinarum (Manila clam) is the source of this 798-nucleotide messenger RNA. RefSeq lists its product as uncharacterized. Bases 1 to 798 code for a protein of 265 amino acids. The record is from RefSeq and is a predicted model, not a curated record. NCBI's taxonomy places the organism in Eukaryota, Metazoa, Mollusca, Bivalvia, Venerida, Veneridae. The transcript is spliced from 7 exons.
AUGGCUGGAACCCUUCGUUUAGUACCAUUCAAGGGAGAAUGUGGUAAAGAUACAGAUUUUCUUAGACGUUUCGACCAAUAUGAAUUCGUUUAUCGCAAAGGGGAGAACUAUAAUGCAGAUGCAUUAUCUCGUUACACCCAUGAAACCGAAACCUCUAAAAGAUCAGGAGAGACAGACACUGGCUAUGAAGGACUGUAUAUUGGACACCGAGCAUUUAUGAAGCUGCAAGGACGUGAAGACGAAUCAGAAAAACUUAACAGGGAUGCACUUACUAUUGCACGGCGAGUUGCUGACAAGUACGGUAAACUGAUUGCAGGAGGUCUGUCUGACACACCUUUGUAUUCUAAGGACGACAAGGAAAGUCAUCAAACGAUAUAUGAAAUAUUCAAGGUGACGUCAUUUUCAUCACGUGAUAUAAAUAUAUUGACCUUGAAGAUUGUACCAAUCUCGCGAGCAAGUGAAGGAGGGGUAGAUUAUAUAAUUGGAGAGUCAUUUGAUUCCUACGGUGAGGCACAGCUCGCCUUGAGGGCUAUAAAGGAAUACGGGAAAGGUUGUCUGGCGGUGAUCACAAUGGCGGCACAUAUUCCGGACUAUACAACGGAUGGUCUUGUUCGUUUCUUUAAAAAAAAAUGCCAUCAAUAUAUUGGUCUAUGCUGUGGAAAUUAUCCUAGUUUGAUACGUGAGGUGGCCGAGGUCUAUGGAAAGAAACCACCAGCUUCAAAAUACGCAUGGAUAUCUGGGGAAGUCCCUAAAACUGAAAGAGGGAAGAAAAUUAGACGGUUUAUGGUUGGAGAAUAG